AUGAAAAUGAAUAAAUUGGUCACCGCUUCUAGGAGGAAAAAUAGAAAAAGGCAUUUUAAUGCCCCUUCUCAUAUUAGAAGAGUUAUUAUGAGUGCUCCAUUAUCUAAAGAAUUGAGACAAAAGUAUGGUGUGAGAUCCAUUCCUAUCCGAAAAGAUGACGAGGUAAUGAUAACCCGCGGACAUUACAAAGGGCCUCAAGUAGGUAAAAUUGUUCAAGUCUACAGAAAAAAAUAUGUAGUUUAUAUUGAAAGAAUACAACGAGAAAAGGCUAACGGCGCUUCUGUUCACGUUGGUAUACAUCCUUCUAAAGUUGUGAUUGUAAAACUAAAGAUGGAUAAAGAUAGAAAAUUGCUUCUUGAACGCCGUGCCAGAGGUAAACAAUUGGCAGAAAAGGGUAAAGGCAAGCAUACGGAAGAGUCCGUUGCAAUGGAAACAUAA
Argiope bruennichi is the source of this 438-nucleotide messenger RNA. RefSeq names its product 60S ribosomal protein L26-like. The transcript has a single exon. Lineage: Eukaryota; Metazoa; Arthropoda; Arachnida; Araneae; Araneidae. The coding region runs from base 1 to 438 and encodes 145 amino acids. The record is from RefSeq and is a predicted model, not a curated record. Gene Ontology annotation, molecular function: RNA binding; structural constituent of ribosome. Gene Ontology annotation, biological process: cytoplasmic translation; ribosomal large subunit biogenesis. Gene Ontology annotation, cellular component: cytosolic large ribosomal subunit.